Molecule: messenger RNA, 639 nt
Organism: Periconia digitata
Lineage: Eukaryota; Fungi; Ascomycota; Dothideomycetes; Pleosporales; Periconiaceae
Source: the annotation of a GenBank genome assembly
CGUCUCGGCAGCUGGCGUCGAGACUGUUAUUACUAUUUCUCUACAUAGUACCUCGUCCAUCCUUUUUUUCCAUUCAUUGCAAACCCGUCAUUCCCAACAGUCCUCCGAUCAUACACAUCUUCCGCCACCAUUAACACUCCCUCAUCAAUCAACAAGCAUUCGAUAACGCCAACAAUGUCGCACAACAACCAAUACUACUAUUCGCUACCUACCCAAGCACCGCAGUCAAGAUCAGGCAGCCGUCGUCCGCCUCUGACGCCAUCCACUGUUUCCUCUCCAUGCAUUUCUACACACGCUCCCGUGGUUACUCGACGAGAUUCUGGAACCGGCAGCCCUACUAAAGCGUCGACUCUCCUGGCCAAGGUUGCUUCACAUCCGUCUACUCCAAGGGUCGAGACUCCCUCGGUUUCUCCGAACGUCUUAGAUAUGCGUUCUAGUCCCAUUUCUUCGUCAGAGAGACCCGGUGUGUGGAGAAGUGAGAGUGCCCGCUAUGUCCAGCAGUACAGGCAGCAAGAUGGCUACAUCAGUUUCCCUGAUUUUGAAAAGUUCUGUCAGCAGCAAAAUCCAUACCAGAACCAGCAACAGCACCAACAUCAAUACCAACAUCAGCAUCAAGAGCAUGCCGCUGUGCAGACAUGA